Molecule: messenger RNA, 1656 nt
Organism: Talaromyces marneffei
Lineage: Eukaryota; Fungi; Ascomycota; Eurotiomycetes; Eurotiales; Trichocomaceae
Exons: 4
Coding region: 1-1656 (551 amino acids)
Biological process (GO): transmembrane transport; nucleobase transport
Cellular component (GO): plasma membrane
Molecular function (GO): nucleobase transmembrane transporter activity
Source: RefSeq, a predicted model, not a curated record
AUGAUACGUCGCAGAGUCCAGGACAAGGUUGCCGCAGCAAAAGCUGAGGCAGAGCGCAAAUGCACUGUAGAAGGCUGGGUUUUGCCCAAGCAAGAAUCCAGUUGGGCUCCCGCAGGGACAUGGAGCAACGCUGAUCUUGAUGUUACUCCCCCCGACCGUCGCACAUGGACCAGUUGGACAAUCCUGGGCUACUGGAUCAGUGACGUGAUUAGUAUUCAAAGCUGGGAAACGGGGAGUAGCAUCCUCGCAGUCGGAUUAUCAUGGCGCGAGGCAAUUUUCAGCAUCGUCUUCGGUUCCACCGUCAUGGCUGUGCCCAUGACACUGCAUGGCUAUGCAGGCUCUAUGACUCACGUCCCUUUCGCUGUUCUUGCGCGAAGUGCCUUUGGCUUUCAUUUCGCCAAGUUCCCCGUGAUCGUGCGCCUCAUCACUUGCUUCUUCUGGCACGCCAUAACCAACUACCUUGGAAUAGGAGCCACGACGCAAGUGAUACGUGCGAUAUGGCCGUCCUAUCGGAACAUCCCUAAUCAUCUCCCUGCAUCCGCCAACAUCACCACUCAGGAGAUGAUAUCAUAUUUCAUUCUUUGGACUAUCCAGUUCCCCUUGUUGACAAUUCCGCCGUACAAGAUGAAGUGGCUUUUCAUGAUCAAGUCGGUUAUGAUUAUAGCUACCAUCCUAGGCAUGGUGAUCUGGGUCUGUACCCAAGUCAAUGGUUCCGGCAAUAUUUGGGAUCAGCAAGCAACUGUUUCGGGCUCGCAGAAGGCCUGGAUGACGAUGUGGGCGCUCAACAGCUGCACUGCGAGUUGGUCCACGGUUGGGGUGAAUAUCCCGGACUUUACUCGCUAUAUUGGUUCACCAAAGACAUCACUGUCCCAGGGAUUGUGGUUCCCUCUGAUCUGCAGCUGGGUUGCUGUUAUUGGUAUUGUGGUGACGUCCGCUUCGAUCACGCUCUAUGGAAAGACCCUAUGGGAUCCCAUCUCCAUUGUAGACACCUGGGACGGCCCUGCUGGAAGAGCCGCCGCUUUCUUCGCAGGUCUCAGCUGGGCUCUGGCGCAAAUCUGUGUCAACAUCUCGGCCACUGUCAUCAGCGGAGCCAAUGACAUGACAAGCCUGUGGCCCAAAUACAUCAAUAUCAGACGCGGUGCGAUUAUCCUCACGGUGCUGGGUGGCUGGGCCUUGGUUCCGUGGAAAAUAUACAACUCUGCAUCAUCUCUGCUCAACUUUAUGAAUUCAUUGGGAAUCUUCCUCGCUCCGAUUAUGGGCAUCCAAAUUGCCGACUUCUACGUCGUCAAGCGUCAAGCAAUCGAUAUCCCGUCCCUUUACCAGCCUCAUGGUCGAUACGCCUAUUGGCAUGGAAUUAAUUGGCGUGCACUUGCUGCAAUGGCAGUAGCCGUCGGGCCUACUCUUCCGGGACUGAUCAACGCCGUCAACCCCAACAUUGACAUUGGAGGUGGCGUAUACAUUACAAAUAUUAACUGGUAUUAUGGAUUCCUCAGCUCUUUUGGUAUUUAUUCGGUGCUGAGCCUGCUGUUCCCCGCUCAUGAGUCGCUCGUUCCGCGGAUGGUGCUUGCAUCUGAGGAAUAUAUCGAAAAUGGAGAGGAUUCGCUGCAGGCAGAGAAUAAGGAGGAGAUGGAGAGGAAGAGGGAAAAGGGUUUAUAA